This is a messenger RNA of Nomia melanderi (Alkali bee), 653 nucleotides long. It is a transcript of the gene RpII18, whose product is annotated as RNA polymerase II subunit RpII18. NCBI's taxonomy places the organism in Eukaryota, Metazoa, Arthropoda, Insecta, Hymenoptera, Halictidae. The record is from RefSeq and is a predicted model, not a curated record. Gene Ontology annotation, cellular component: RNA polymerase I complex; RNA polymerase II, core complex; RNA polymerase III complex. Gene Ontology annotation, molecular function: DNA binding. Gene Ontology annotation, biological process: tRNA transcription by RNA polymerase III; transcription by RNA polymerase II; transcription by RNA polymerase I.
UUACUAUGUUGUCGCACUUACCUACCUUCAUUGUUGUGUGUCACAUUUUGCGUUGUGGGUUGGAUGCAAAUUUUGUUUGGGUAAAAAGUUAAUAAAGUAGAGAAAGUACAUAUCAAUUGUUAUUAAUUUAAUUUUGAAAAAUGGCAGAUGAUGACUUUGAUGGAGACGAAGUAGCAGACGAUUUUGAUGAUGUUGAUGAUGAUGACAACAUUGAAUUAGAGCCUCAAGAGGAAGAUGGAGAAAAUAUAGAAUUAUUAGCAGCUGGUGAAGCUACUGGUGGUGUGCAGAGAUCAAAACGAAUUACAACGAGAUACAUGACAAAAUAUGAACGAGCCAGAGUGUUAGGGACAAGAGCAUUACAAAUAGCCAUGUGUGCUCCAGUAAUGGUGGAACUAGAAGGAGAGACAGAUCCAUUACAAAUUGCAAUGAAAGAGCUGAAACAGAGAAAAAUUCCAAUAGUUAUAAGACGUUAUCUACCGGAUAACAGCUAUGAAGAUUGGGGCAUAGAUGAAUUAAUUAUCAUAGAUCAUUAAGCUCUUAUACUCUUAUAUCUUGUAUAUUUCAAAUAUAACCAUCUAAAAUAAUUUAAAAAAUAUUGGAAUUUAUUGUAUCAAUAAUAUUUCAAUUCUUGUAUAACUGGAUAUUUGUACAAA